GUAAAAGUUUACCCACACGCUGGGAGGAGGAACCAUUCCCCUCGCCAGCCGACCCACAGAAGACACAUUUGAGCUCAAUUCUCCCUCUCCUCUGCACAGCCUUUCCCUCAGAUAUGCUCAGCACAGAGCGGAUUCCACACACUACAUCAGGAACUAAACACGGACCUCGAAAAUAGCACAUCACAGCGAUGGCCUCUCCUGUGCAGCUGUUCAUGAGCUUGCCUCAUCUGGACUAGGAGCAAAAUUCAUCUGAAACUCGCACGGACACACACACGCACACACACCACUAAAAGCAAAAACACAUCGCUUAGCCAUGUACAGCGUGGAAGACCUUCUCAUCUCUCAUGGAUACAAAGUCCCUCAAAGGAACAGCAACAAUGUCCCUGUCUCACAUUCGUCUUCCCCCCACCCUGCAACCUAUGAGAAAUGUCUGCCGAAGCGAAGCGACAGCCGGUGUGAAAUCGCUGAGAAGCGGAAAGGACACAUCGGCGUGAAUGGCUAUGAGGGGGACCAUGUUUACAGCAGUGGAGGCAUCAGACAAGCUCCUGCCAGGGGAUUCCCCGGUGACGCCGAGAACAGGGUCAGGAAGCAGAGGACACAAGACAUGGACAACGGUAACCUAGGAGAUGGACGUUUGCCAGAAGACAGCCUGACCACGGACAGUGGGUUUUUUGAGACCCACAGAGGAAUACAUUCUCAGCCUAGAUCUGAGCAGGAUGUUUCCUACUGGCGAAGAAGAGGUCAGGACUUUAGUGUGCUUUUGGAUUAUGCAGACUUCAGGGAUCCACGUGGAAGUGGAGGAGGUGUUCCCAACAAACCAGAAGGCAUGCAGCAGAGACCAGAAUCUGCCUUAAGCACAGAGGAACAUAACCGUGAAAGACAACGACGGGCAGAGAGUGCACGUGCCAGGGAGAGAGAGGUGGCUUUGCACCAGUGGAGAAUUGCAGCUGAAAGGAAGUACCAAAGUUUGGGAACAGAGGAGUGGCAUCCAAUGACCAGCAUGAGCCGUCAACCAUCUAAAAAUGAGGUGGCACAAGAGCAACGCAGGCCACGAACUGCAGAAGGAGCCGUUCCACACAGAACCAAAAACAAGUCCCAGUCACUGCCCAGAAUGGCUCUGCAAUCUGAAAGCCUCCAGUAUGUCAACAUACCAACUGCUGGGCAAGAAUCAUAUGGAAGCUAUAAGUUAAAUGGCCACCAUGCACGAGACCCUCAUGGAUGGCAUCUUAAUGAUGGGGAGAACAGGCAGAGGUGGACUGACCGAUCAGGUGCACAGUCUGCACCACUAUCAAAACCCAGAUCCAGCCGACCUCUCAGACCUCCAUCUUAUGAAGUGCACCAGCAGAUGCGAGGGAGCGCAGAGAUACUCACAGGGGAGCUUGCCCCUCGUCCCAGAGACAGAACUCCACUGCCCUUCUCAAGGCAAGAAUACAUUGUACAAGAACUCGCUGGACCUGGUGUGGACCCCCCCGGUUAUAUCCCCCCUCCAUCUUACAGGAGGCAGCCUGUAGUUAAUAGAGGACACAGAACUUAUCCUAUCUCGAUGGGUAACCACCAAUAUAGAGGUGACUCAUAUAUACAGGGAUCUGCAAUGACAGAAGUGCAGGAAUGGUUUAUCAGGCAGACUGGGAUGGCUUGGCAAGACAAUUACAGAGACGGAAAAAUAAGUAUGCCCUGCAGGAGACAGGCAUAUCCAGGCUACAGUGAAGAACGGAUGAGUAAUGUUCAGUACAUUCCCUUUAAUGACCCUCAUGUCAGACAAGUUUCAGGUGCAGGGAUAGAUGGAAACUCGCUGACAGAUGCAGACAAAAUCAGAAACAUCAGAAAUGAUAUUCCGAUCGAUGUCUUAUCUGAGAAGUCUAACGACGGUGCCUUUUCUCUCACAGAGAAACCCUUUGACAGCACUGAACCAAGUCAAAGCAAUAUUAGUGAGUCUAUUAAUGAAGACAGUAUACAAAAGGAAUUGCUUAAGGAGACAGAAAGUUCAACCACAUUACCUGACCAAAACUGCAACAAGCAUCCAGCUACCCAGGGAAAUAUAGUUGCUCUUCAUAUGACAAUGCAACAGAAUUCAAACCAGGGCUUAAUUGAGACAGUGACACAAGUAAAGAAAUUUGAGGCAAAGACUGUAUCUGAGAACAAGAAAAGCUCAAAGAAAAAGCUCAAAGAGACAAUGUUCUGCCUGGUUUCUGUCCCUAUUAGUAUACAAGCUAACAAACGUGUUUCUGACCCAAAUAACAAUGAAAAAGUGACUAAUUUGACAGAAAACACAGUGGUGCAGCACGAUGACCAAAACCUUUUAAAAACAUCACGCAAAGAGACACAAAUACAGUCCAGCAGCUCCCCAUCCAUUAAAAAAUCCCCUCUGAGGAAAGAGAUUGUAGAUACUAGGUCACUUAAUACAAUCAAAGACAAUGAAUUGUUCUAUGCAGAAUCCUGGCCUGGAGAUCAUUACAAAAACCAGGAAACUCAGACGGGUUCUCCGGAAGUUUCCAGAAAUACCCAUCCUCUGGCAAAUGACCAUUCUUCCCCUCAAGCAAUCACUGAUAAUGAAGGUGAAACCAACUGUAGUGCCAACUACGGAUAUCCCAUGAUAGGUCAAAAGGAUCUCAACCCUUCCAGGAACAGUGCAUUCUCCAGAACUAGGAAUGUAAGUAGUUCAAGUAUAAGGAGUCCGACUCUACACCAAUCAGCAUCAAAUCCAUCAUCUCCAGACCGUCAGCCUUUGCUGAGAAAGACAAAUGAAACAGCAGACUCUCAAGAAGUUUUUGGACAGUUCUUGCUAAAGCCAGUGAACAGACGCAAAUGGGAUGCCAUUGGGGAGCUUGAGUCUUUUAAUAAGGAGAUACAGGAUCAUACUGGGAAGCAUCCAAAUGCUGAUCAGAAUAUAGAGCAGCUGGAUGAGGCAUUGAACAGUAUGCUGGAGCUGAGUGACACAAAGAGAGAAGUCAUUUAUACAAGACAGGAAACCACCCCACUUCACGUGAAGAAGGAAACUGACCAGCAGUCACAUAUAGUGCAGGUCACAGAGAUGCAAAUGAAAAGCAAUAACUUAAAUGUAUUGUGUGAUUCAGGGAACAGAGGCCAUCCAGAAUACAAAGGAAUAAUAAGUUCCUUGUCCAAUGCAAAGGUGAACCUGGACAGCCAGAUGCAAGAGAUACCUGUCACCAAAAUUAAUAAUUAUGCCAACUUUGAGAUUAUGCAGAGGGGGAAUGCUGAUUCAGUAAUACAUCGGCAGGAUAUCCCAGUGCCGAAGGAGUGCUUGCUUAAGGAUGUUGGUUUAACAGUAUACACUGCCAUUACAGACACUGUGACCUCUGGAUCUCCUACAUGCUUGAGUCCUGAGUCACCUAUGUUAACCAGCCCUUCAGACAACUCAGAGAUGUGUGAGACUUUGCAGAUUACGUCAUCAGACAGUAGUGGAGAUUUGAGCAGACACAGCCCAGAGUUUGCUGAAUGUACUCAAAGCUUGAACAAUAAUAAUGCCUUCAACUCCAAAGCCUUCAACAAGAAGGAAGCUGGGAGAGGAAACACAGAUGUUACUAGAUCGGGGAGGUCCUCGCGUAUCAGUGUGAUCAAGAGUCUUCAUUGUAGGUUUAAGGCUAAUUAUGAGGAUGAUGACGACAGUUUUUAUUCAGAUUAUUUAAGCUGGAGUAAUGAAAAGACCUUGGCAGAUGAACAUCUUGAGAUUCUUUUGAGUCAAGAGAAGGCCAAUAGUAUGCAGACCGAAGACCUUAGUAAACUGUACCAAGUCCAGUGUGCCAAAGGCAUUCCUGAAAAUGAAUCUAUUGAACAACGGGCUGCCAGAAUACUCGGCAUUGCAGUGCCAGUUGAAGCCUUGGUUGUUGACCAAGUUGAUGACAAACCGGUGGAAAGAAAUUUGAAAACCACAGAUGCUGCAGAAUUGGCAAUACAAGCCAAAGAAAUGAGCUUAAAUGAGGAGAAACGGAAUGUAAGCAGAGAGUGUGAGGAAGUGCCAGAUAGGUCUAUGGAAAGUCAUGGAGAUAUGUCAGAGGCAGGGCUUGGAGGGGAUCCAGAGUCUGGAGAAGAUUUACCUAGUGCUGAAAAGAACAGCCAGAGAGUCUCCUCAGUGCUGGAGCUGCCAGAGUUUCCUCCAAGUAUCUUAUGUUUGUCAUGCUAUGGAGUGUGA
This is a messenger RNA of Carassius carassius (crucian carp), 4150 nucleotides long. RefSeq names its product junctional cadherin 5 associated a (gene jcada). The record is from RefSeq and is a predicted model, not a curated record. Gene Ontology annotation, cellular component: adherens junction; ruffle membrane. Gene Ontology annotation, biological process: positive regulation of blood vessel endothelial cell proliferation involved in sprouting angiogenesis. The transcript has 4 exons. NCBI's taxonomy places the organism in Eukaryota, Metazoa, Chordata, Actinopteri, Cypriniformes, Cyprinidae. The coding region runs from base 314 to 4150 and encodes 1278 amino acids.